CUGGUAGGUCGAUGUUGUGUGAGUGCAUUGGUCUUUCAAGACUAUCGUGCAUGUGCAGUUUUACAAGUUACAACGAAAUAAAAUUGCUAAUGAUUAGUCUUCGGUUUAGAUAAAUUAGUGCAACUUCUUAGCCGCUUAUUGGAAUAUUUUCAACUCAAUGAGACCAGCAACCGACUUCAAAUUAAGGUUGGUUGACCAUAACGGUCCUAUAAUCUUCACCUAGAGCCCCAGGCUGCGGAUACUCACCAACCAAGGCCCAUCCUUAAAACCUUUGAUAUUUUGCAACCGAAACAAUGAUCGAUUAGCAAGUUACAUAACGGCAGAAUGGACAUCAAAUGUUACUAUCAUAGGUUGUGGCAAAAUAUUUAGAUCAUGCAAGAAGUAAAAAUCGUCGCCACUUUUGUGGCUCUAAUCACCCUAGCUUCAGCUCAAUGCCCUUGGCAACGAGAAUCCAUCGACCUGCAAUCCUCAUGUCUGUGUUCCUACAAUUUAGGACACGAACUUUCAGUGCAAUGUGACAUGGUGGACUGGCCAAAACUUCUUACAGCUUUACAAAAAUACGCCACAUCGACUCCACUUGAUUUACUCUACGUGAAUAACUCCACGAUUGGUGCUUUAAAUGACAAUAUUUUCGUGAACCUUCGAGUGCACAAUUUACAAUUAUCGGGGUGUAAAAUAAACAGUGUGGGGGGUGGUACUUUCAAAGGACUGGAACAACACUUGAAGAACUUGAAUCUGCAAGAUAAUGACUUAACCGAAGUGCCAGUUGAAAGUUUGAGGCCCUUGAGGACUUUAUCACUUUUGGAUUUGUCUCAUAAUAGGAUUAGUGUGGUUCCUGAUGGUGCUUUCGAGACUUUAAAAAAAUUAGCUACUUUGAAAUUAUCAGAUAAUAAUGUUACGUUAUCGUUGGAAGCGUUAAAGGGGCUCGAAGGCUCCCUAAAAAAUUUAAAUUUAAAAGGAACGCGUCAGAAAGAUAUCCCCGAAGCUGUGAAAAAUCUAAGAACUUUAGCGUUUCUGGAUUUAUCUCAAAAUAGUUUGAGGGAACUUCCAGGAAUGACAGGACUAAAAUCAUUCGAAGGUUUGGACUCACUCACCGCGCUUAAUCUUGAGAGAAAUUUAAUACAGAAAUUGGACAAAAAUGCGUUUCAAGGUGUAGAAAAAACCCUCAGUUCGCUGAGUUUACUCAACAAUUUACUCCCUGAUUUUCCGACUGAAGCUUUAAGUGUUUUGUCUGAAUUGCGAGUCUUGGAUAUCGGAUUCAAUUUACUAACCGAAUUGCCAGAUAAAGCCUUUCAAGGCAAUCCUUCGAUCACACUGUUAGCUCUGGACGGAAAUCCGUUAGCCACCAUCCCAUUUUCGGCUUUGUCUCACUUAAACAAUACUCUUCGAGGUCUCAGUUUAGGUGGGCGAUUUUUACACUGCGAUUGUCGACUAGCUUGGGUCAUCGAUUGGAUAAGAAACGGCGAUUUACAAGUAACUAGUCGUGAACGUAACCCUCAAUUUUGUGGCAGUCCUCCACGGUUCAGAGACCGCGGUUUCUAUAGCAUUCAACCCGAAGAAUUGUCUUGUAAAAAAGAGGAAGGAGUGGGAAUUGCUACGGUUGUCAGUGCCGAUUUGGACGAUGUUUCAAUUGCGGACUCUGAACAACCACCGAAAACGACAACAAAAGAACCAACAACGAGGAAAACAACCAUCACGACUAGCACCAUAUCGACAACAACAACAAAAACAACGUCUUCGGCCACGACGAAAUCGAAAGUUAGGACAACAUCGCCACCGUGGAAAAACACACAGAGACCUCCCCUCAUUAUGAAUUAUCCUACGAAAACGAAAAUUGACGACUCGAAUGAUGUUAUAGUCAAAAACGCAUUCCGGCAAGAUAACUCAGUGAUAAUCCAAUGGGGAUCAGAAACUGCCAAUAUUUUGGGUUUCAGAGUUGUGUAUCGACUAUUUGGAGAUAAAAGUUUCAAACAAGGACCUCCUCUAGAGGCCAGUGAGAGAGAAUUCAAGAUUAAAAAUGUGCCAUCGCAGGAAUGUAUCAUAGUCUGCGUGGUCUCUUUGGAAGAGAUUAACGUCACACCCGAAACCGUUCCAUAUUCACAAUGUCGUGAAGUGAGAACAGUUUCAACCGCUUCUUCCAACAUGGAUAAAAUCACAAUAGCUGCAAGUGCAGCAAUUUGUGGCACUAUUGUAGUUGCUGUGGUCAUAUUCGUGGCAGCUUCCCGAAGAAGAACGCGAAAAAUGCACGAAUUACACCAACAAAAAAUCGGGAUGAAAAAUGGAUUGCCCAUAAGUGGGUUACCAGUUAACUGUUGCACUGGUUUAGGACCUGCUGCUAGUCCAGGAGGACCACUAUCGUCGUUGGCUACACUUAGUGCGUUCAACAAUAACAAAGACUGGGACCAAGUUUCAGGCUAUAGCACUCACAGCGUCCAAAGACACAAUCGAAUGUACUCCUUGGACCAGCCUUCCACUUUAAUGGCAGACGACAUGCGUUCACAUUUCAGUACAAAAGGCACCAAAUCGCGCUCAAUAGCAGACGGACAAUCCCAGAACAGUUUCUCGAAUCAUUCCGGACGCUACUUGAACGCAUUUCCCAGUAACUUAAUAACUUCGCGUCAAGAUUUGCGCCAAUCAAGACAGUCUUUAACCAUGCAAUCGGAUAGAUUAUCGACUCGUGGACCUAGUCACCAUGGACCCACCCAUUCCGUGGCGUCCUCCCGACGCUCCAGACCCAGAUCCCGAUCCCGGGAUUACAACAGACCAAGUAGCCGUUACAGCACAGCUGGAUCGACUCACACUUUAAAUAAUUAUUGCGACAAUUCCGAUAACUGGACUGACCACGAUAUGGACAUUUACAUGGCGAGGAACCCCACCACCAGAAACGGUCUUGUGCCGCUCUGAUUUAGUUGCUCAAUGGUUAUGUGUUCGCUAACAAUGAUUCAAAAAGGCUGUUAUUUGAUUCAAAACAAUUGUAAACAGCACGACUGAUAGUAGGAUCAGUUAACAAUUAGAUUAAAUAGUUAUUAAUACUGUUUAGGAAUAAAUAAUAUUAAAGUAUUUUUAUAUUUAAACGAUAUUUCUCUAUUUAUAUUGACGGAAGUAUGACUUUAUUUUGUAUAUAACUUUGCAAAAAUAAAUCAAUUUUCUAAAUGACUUA
Messenger RNA from Tribolium madens (black flour beetle), 3160 nucleotides. RefSeq names its product leucine-rich repeat transmembrane protein FLRT1 (gene haf). Gene Ontology annotation, molecular function: protein binding. Lineage: Eukaryota; Metazoa; Arthropoda; Insecta; Coleoptera; Tenebrionidae. The transcript has 7 exons. Bases 373 to 2904 code for a protein of 843 amino acids. The record is from RefSeq and is a predicted model, not a curated record.